AUGACUACGAGCAAUGAUGCAACCAAGGUGCACAAACACUGGACAGAAGUUACCAAUUGCCUGACGGAAAUAUGCUUUGAUGGUGCUCUUGAGCAAGCUCAAAAGCUUGAUGAGUUUCAGCAAGAGCACGGUCAACUAAUGGGCCCACUCCACGGUGUUCCAAUCACAGUAAAGGAUCAGUUCAACAUCAAGGGUUUGGACUCGACGUUAGGCUACGUUGCAAAGGCAUUUUCACCAGCCGAGAACGAUGCACCACUUAUAGAAACGUUGAAGAAACUCGGGGCUGUCAUAAUCGCAAAAACGAAUCUUCCCCAGAGCAUCAUGUGGUGCGAAACAGACAAUCCUCUGUGGGGGCUGACGACUCAUCCAGAGGAUCCAAAGCUCACCCCUGGAGGCUCUUCCGGUGGAGAGGCAGCUAUGUUAUCAAUGGGUGCUUCCAUCAUUGGUUGGGGCACAGACAUUGGUGGCUCUAUACGAAUUCCGUGCCACAUGAAUGGUCUUUGGGGUUUGAAGCCGAGUAGUGGCCGGUUAUCUUAUCGUGGCGUUGAAGUGACACUUGACGGGCAACAACACAUUCCAUCAGCCGUAGGGCCCAUGGUGAGAUCUCUGAGUAGUCUCAAACUCGUGACUAAGCUAGCUAUUGAGGCUGAACCUUGGGCGAUAGAUCCCCAGCUGCCGCCGGUCCCAUGGAGAGACGGUAUCUUCCAGGCCACCUCGACGAGACCGCUUGUCAUUGGAGCUAUGCUAGAUGACGGCAUGGUUAAGGUUCACCCACCCAUCGAGCGUGUGUUCAGAGACCUGGUCACAAAGUUGGAAGCUGCUGGCCAUGAGGUUAUAGAAUGGGAUUCGAGCUUGAACUCAAGCAUUAUAGAUAUCAUGGAUGGUUACUAUUCCGCCGACGGAGGUGAAGAUAUCCGAAGCGCUGUCUCAGCAGGCGGUGAACCAUUCAUUCCACAGAUCCAAGCCUUCGUCAACCGCGGCAAGCCAAUCUCAGUCUUUGAGUAUUGGCAACUCAACAAGCGAAAGAUUGCCAUCCAAGAGGCUUACCACGAUAUGUGGGAUAACAAACCAUCACCUACUGGCCGUCCUGUCGAUGUAUUACUAGUCCCCGCCAUGCCUCAUACCGCAGUGCCUCACGGGUCUUGUCGCUGGACAGGGUAUACCAAGAUUUUCAACUUGCUGGAUUACACGGCCUUGACGUUCCCAGCAGGAAAGGCGUCCAUGGAUGGGAACGACGGGGAUUUCUGGGCGCAUGUUCCGCGGAAUGAGAUCGAUGCCUGGAAUCAGCAGUUAUAUCAUCCUGUGGCGAUGGACGGGCGUCAUGUAGGCUUGCAGAUUGUUGGACGAAGGUUCGAAGAGGAGAAGGUGCUCGGGGCGGCUCAGCAGAUUCACAGUUUAUUAUAG
This is a messenger RNA of Fusarium tjaetaba, 1404 nucleotides long. RefSeq names its product general amidase. Lineage: Eukaryota; Fungi; Ascomycota; Sordariomycetes; Hypocreales; Nectriaceae. The transcript is spliced from 5 exons. Bases 1 to 1404 code for a protein of 467 amino acids. The record is from RefSeq and is a predicted model, not a curated record.